AUGUCCUUGUCGUUGGGGCCGGGGCCGCAGGUUGCGCCCGCGGUACGCGCGAUUCCGCUAAGGCAUCCCCACGCGAUGGUUGGCCUCGUUGAACAGGUCACGUGGCGGUCACUGCCGUUUAUAAUGCGGGUGUCGCUGCUGAUGCCUCCGUCGCCUCGGUGCGCAGCACCCAGGCGUUUUGCUCAGGUACCGGGCGGACAGCGGGGGAGGGCAUCGGUGGGCGGCAGCUGGCGUACGUGCGGGGCCGCGGCGUUGGCGACAGCAGCUGCUGCGGCCACAUGCGGUACCUGCGCGGGACGGCGGCUGAUUACGCGGCGUGGGGGUACCAGGCGUAGUCAUUUGAGCACUUGCUUCCGUUUUUCCGCGUACUGGAGUGGAACUCGCGGGGGAGCUCCGCUGCACACAGCGAGAGGGCGGCCCACUACACGUCACCGACGCCCCGCCGGCGAACGUUAG
Messenger RNA from Trypanosoma rangeli, 456 nucleotides. RefSeq lists its product as uncharacterized. The record is from RefSeq and is a predicted model, not a curated record. The coding region runs from base 1 to 456 and encodes 151 amino acids. The transcript has a single exon. NCBI's taxonomy places the organism in Eukaryota, Euglenozoa, Kinetoplastea, Trypanosomatida, Trypanosomatidae.